Molecule: messenger RNA, 438 nt
Organism: Iphiclides podalirius (scarce swallowtail)
Lineage: Eukaryota; Metazoa; Arthropoda; Insecta; Lepidoptera; Papilionidae
Source: the annotation of a GenBank genome assembly
AUGGAUUACGUUUACGCCAUUAUGAACGACUUAGAACGCAAGCUGGAAAGACCUAUUCGGGACUUAGACGAUGUCAGAACGGUAAUGGAGACUUUGAAAAAGAUAAGGGAACAAGAGGUCGACAUGGAACUGAAGAUCGAUCCGGUUGAGGAGGCCUUCAACGUUAUCACACGUUACGAGCUACCAGUGAGCAAGGAGGAUAUUGAGCAAGUGGACAACCUUCGCUAUACGUGGCAGCAGCUGCAGGCUACGGCGCUCGCCUCGCACGUGCACCUGCUAAAGAUGCAGCCGCAGUUCGAAGAGGAUUUGAAGAACAAUCUUGACAGAUUCCGUGAGGACAACGCCGAAUACUGUCAUGAGUACCGGCACGCGGGCCCCAUGCAACCGGGCCUAAGCCCUCGCGAGGCAUCCGACCGCCUCAUAUUGUUCCAGGUGAAA